Aphanomyces astaci is the source of this 4364-nucleotide messenger RNA. RefSeq lists its product as hypothetical. Lineage: Eukaryota; Oomycota; Saprolegniomycetes; Saprolegniales; Verrucalvaceae. Gene Ontology annotation, biological process: mitotic spindle organization; microtubule-based movement. The transcript has 22 exons. The coding region runs from base 51 to 3179 and encodes 1042 amino acids. The record is from RefSeq and is a predicted model, not a curated record. Gene Ontology annotation, molecular function: microtubule motor activity; ATP binding; microtubule binding.
GUUUCACAGAACCAAAUUAGCUGCACCAACGCGGCGGCGGACGACCUCGCAUGGGGGACAAUGUGCAAGUGGCGGUGCGCGUGCGGCCGUUCAACGACCGAGAGAAGUCCAUGAACAGUGUCUGCUGCAUCCGCAUGAUCAAGGAAACGCAACAGACCAUCAUCACAGACCCCGACACGGCCGUCGAAAAGUCCUUUACGUUCGACUUUAGCUACGACUCGUUCUCGCCCCCUGGAGACCCCAAGCAUGCGUCUCAGGACAUCGUGUGGGACGAUCUCGGGAUCAAGGUGUUGGAACAUGCAUGGACCGGAUUCAACGUGAGUCUGUUUGCGUACGGUCAGACAGGUGCGGGCAAGUCGUUUUCCAUGGUCGGGUACGGAUCCGACAAGGGGAUUAUUCCUCGCGCGUCCGAAGUGAUCUUUCAGCGCAUCGGUGGCGCCGCGUCCGACGGCACCAUCUUCAAGGUCGAAGCCAGCAUGAUGGAGAUCUACAAUGAAAAGGUCAAAGACUUGUUCAAUCCAUCCUCCGACAACCUCAAGGUGCGCGACCAUCCCAGCCAAGGCCCGUACGCUGACGGGCUCACGCGCAGCGCCGUGUCGUCUUAUGAUGAAAUCACCGCUCUCAUGGAUGCUGGUAUCAUGGCCCGCACAACUGCGUCGACCAACAUGAACGCCACAAGCUCUCGGGCCCACACGAUCUUCCAGAUCAUCCUCACGCAGUCGCAGGUGGACCCCACGACGGCCAAAAUGAUGGACAAAGUGAGCCGCAUCAACUUGAUCGACUUGGCAGGCAGCGAGCGCGCCGCCAGCACUGGGGCGACUGGCGCGAGGCUCAAGGAAGGCGCGGCCAUCAACCAGUCGCUGUCGGCGCUGGGCAACUGCAUCUCGGCGUUGGCCGACAACGCCAACGGCAAGAAGAAGACACUGGUGCCGUAUCGGAAUUCCAAACUGACCCACUUGCUCAAGGAUUCGCUGGGGGGAAAUGCCAAGACGAUUAUGAUUGCCGCGUUGAGUCCCGCCAGUGUCAACUUUCAAGAAACGCUGGGCACGUUGCGGUAUGCUGACCGCGCCAAGCAAAUCAAGAACCAAGCCGUGGUGAACGAAGACCCAAAUCAAAUGCUCAUUCGUCAAUUGAAAGAAGAACUGGAGCAGCUGCGUCGAGCGAUGAUCGAGAGCGGUGGCAUGGACCCAGGGGCAAGGCCUGGCUCCCGCAUGACGUCAAGAGAAGACGCUGCCCUCGCGAAUCGGCCAGAGACGCGCAUGCUGUCGAGGGAAGAGGCAGACGAACGGCGGCAAAAGGAGGCAGAAAUGGCUGCGAUUCGCGAGCAACUCGAAGAAAACCAGCGGCUGCUUCGAGAAAGCGAGAAAUCGUGGACGGAUCGGCUCAAGGAAACGGAAGAACUUGCUAAGAAACGCGAGGACCAACUCAAGUCCAUUGGGCUCUCCACAAACCUCCACGACAUUCGAGCCAAAGCCAAGACGGACCCGCACCUUCUCAACUUGAACGAAGACCAACAGAUGAGUGAAAAGCUAUUUUAUUUCUUCCAGAACGGUCCGAAUCGCAUUGGGCGGUCAGAUGCCGACCAGCCGCAGACCAUCAUCUUGGGCGGCCUCGGAAUUCUCAAGGAGCAUUGCGUUGUGGAGAGGCUAGAGGCGCAGCUGACGAUCACUGGCAUGCCGGGGGCAAGUGUCGUGGUGAACGGGGACUUUGUCCAGUGCGGCAACUCGCGGGUGCUGCAGCACAGCGACCGGCUCAUCCUUGGCAACGUCAAUGUCCUUCGAGUGGUGAUCCCAGCGCAGAGAGUAGACGACACGGCAAGUAUCCACGACUGGCAGUUUGCCAUGAAGGAAAUGAACUGCAAGCAAAUGGACUUUAAGGAAGACGACGGUGGGCAAACCGACAAGGAGGUGGCUGAGAUGGAGAGUCGUAUCCAGGAAAUGGAAGCCAGGAUGAAGGAAGCACAGGAAAGCGCUAAUGUCAAGAUGGACAAGCAGCGUGAGGAGUGGGAGGCGCAUGUGAGGGGGAUGCAGGAAGAGAUGAAGGUCAAGGAGAUGGAGCUCAAGAGCCAGCUGCAGCGGACCGAAGAGGGCGGCCAAGUGGACAAGAAGAAGCUCGCGGUGCAGCUAGCCGACCAAGAGACCAAGCUGGCCGAGGAGAUGGCCAAGGCCGAGGUCGUGUACGAGCGAAAGCAGUCGGAGCUGAUGCAGAAGCAACGCGAUUUGGAGCAGAGUUUGCAGCAGCAGAUGCGCGAAACCAAACGGUUGGCCGAGAAGAAGGAGCGCGAACAGCUCGAGCGGUCGCUGCUGGCGCAGGACCUGCUGCGGACGAUCCCCCUCGUGAAGGAAGCCAACUCGAUCUGCGAAGAACUGCAUAAACAAGUGACGUUUUCCGUCAAGCUCAUGCCGACCAAGCCCGUCCUGGCGCAGCUCGGACACGUGGCCGACAUCACCGACGCCAUCGGCACCGAGCUCAAGGUGCUCGUGACAUUUCAAGACGCUGGCACGUAUCGGUCAGUGCUGUGGGACAUCGACAAGUUUGACAACCAAAUCUAUGAGAUGCGCGACUUGUACCAGCUUUUUUUGGAAAACGGGCGCAACCACGACGCGAUCGAAGUCCCCGAAGGCAGCAUCGAUCCGUUCUACGAGCCCCCGACACCCCAAUUGAUUGGGCGCGCCUACGUGUUCCUUUCAAGCUUGGAAUUUGGACUCAAGAUUGUGGACCAUGUGCCCAUCUUGGACAACCGCGGCACUGUGUGCGGCACGCUCUCGUGCGAGAUCACGCCCACAGUGCUCUCCCAUCAAUGGCACGAUCAACAGCGCAGUCUGAUUGAAGACACUUCUGCGCCCAUCAUCGCAGUACCUACGUUGGCCACCUUUCUUGAUACACCGUUGCGACUGCACUUUGCAGUGUCAGCGUUGCGUGGCAUCCCCGGCAAGCUCUGUCGCGAUGUGUUUGUCGCGUUCAAGUACGAAAUAGGAAUAUAUCCAGUGGUUGGCUGGGGGGGAGGUUAUAAUUAUAUACUAUUCACUUUGCAUUACUUUGUGAUAUCCAGUGGCCGCCUGUGUGGUGCAGCAACAACGUUGAUCGUUUCCGUAGAUGGUUUCAGGACGACUCGACGAAUCACGUGUCGCAGGUGGCGGCGACGGCAUCGGUGGAUCCCGUCAUGGACUUUGCCGUGAGCGUGGAAUGCCCCAUCUCGGCCGCGCUGCUUGCGUACUUUCGGUCAAGUCCAGUCGAGUUUUCUGUGUUUGGGAACGUGCCGAGCAGUUCGCUCAAGACGUUGCCGCACGAGGUCGUGUCCCUGGACGACAAAGCAGCGACGACGACCACAACAACAGCGUCGUCGUCAUUGCACUCGAUGGAGUGGAUGCGGGACGCAUUGGCGGCGGCCGAGGCCAAGCUGCAAAUGCAGGAAACAUUGCUUGUGGACAACUCGGUCGAAGUGGAAUCGCUGCACGCAGAGCUGGACGCGGUGCGAGCGAUGCUGUUGAAGACACAGGUGGAGCGAGACCAACUGGGCGAGGUCGUGGCCAAAUUGCACAAGACAAACCGCAACCUAAAGGACAAACUCGAGGCGAGCUACAUCCACACUGAAUCCGACGACGCGUCGGUCGCAGUGCAGCACACGGGCACGCAAACGGAUGAGGAGCGUGGCGGCCCGCCCAGUCCGUCGAGCACGCCAAAGGCGUCCAAGAAGCACCGGACGAGAAAACGACCAGGUACGCACCGAUCGCAUGCGGAAAAGAUCGAAGACCGGCGAGACGACUCGGAGGCCAUGGAAGGCCGACAGGAGGAGGCGUUGCUGCUGGCGUCGCCGGAUGUAGCGCCGCCACUCGUGACCAAACCACCUCCAACUACGUACAACGUACCUCUCGACGUCGAUCAGCUUGCUACAACCGCCCUGAAUACCGUCGUGACCUUUCCAGACACCCUGCCCAUUGCCGCCAUGAACGACGCUAGCGAUGGGUCGACAGACGCCGGCAUGUUGGUCAAGAGCGACAAGGCCAAGACGUAUUCGUUUGCGCAACGCAGCACGCCCGCCAAAGUCCACAUCGCCGACCAACAUGAUGCGAUCGUGCGAUCGUCGCUGCCUCCCAUCAAGCCUGGCGCGAAACCGCCGCCACUCCAGUCGCAAAAGACAACCAAAGACAAGUGCGUCGUGUCGUAGGACCCCCUAUUUAUUGUCCGUACGUCGGCGUGCCACGUCAUAGCCUUGAACAUGACAAAAACACGCUUUGAGCUCGUCAUGUCUAUGUGGACGUCGCGCAAUUGGAUUUGUCAACGUGAGUCGCUUCCACCAAUCAGGGCUCCGAUAAAAGUUUAUUUAAAUACGAUGUCCAAUAUAUUAUUCAAGUCAUUUAAAA